AUGGAGGAGCUCCAGGAGCUCGAUGAGCACGAGGAGCUAGAGUAUUUUGGCGAGGCAGAGGAGGCGGAGGAAGCAUCUCCGCUUCUGGCUCCGAGUCACCGGGACGAGGUCGCACUCUCCAGCAUGCCUGAGAAGAAAGGCAAAGUGCGGAACGCCCACCUGGUGGAGCCUCCUCUGCCCGAAGGCAUUCAAGGCUACACGCCCGGCGAAGGCUACGGCUCGAAUGCAAUCCCCUUUGCUGGAGUCUCGCCCAAGACGUCAAAGCGUCGCAACGAAAGCAACAGGAUGAAGGCCAUCGAGAUGCUGAAGCAAGCUAAGGAAGUUGCAGACCGAAAGAAGGAGGCUGAUGUCGUUGAUGGUGCCACGUCGUUUGGGGGCUGGGGCUUCCGCCUGCUUGAUCUUUCUGCUGUGACUAGCAAGCUGACGGAAGCGGAAAAGGCAGUUGUUUGCACCGAAAUGGAAAAGGGGCUCCCGCUGUGCAUGUCGCGCUGUGGGUGUCAUGACGAAGAGGCAAAGAACAUCGGCAGCAUCGUAGAGCUCGAGGUAGACGACGACCAGCUGAAUCUGCCACCGCCCGCGAUGCCAGCGCCGGCGUCACCAGCCUUCCGGGCACCGCCCGCAGAAGUUCGGGGCCCGACGGCCUCUGAGCUGGCAGGCUCCGCCACGCCGACGGGCCUGAUAGAAAUGGGCAACUGCAUCAAUUCCAAGGUUUCACUAGAGACAAAGGUGGACCCCUCUCUGACUCUGCUGUAUCAGAUGUGGGCCCUUGUGUCUGAACGCAAUUCUGUGCUGACUGGCUCCAUGUCCAAGACUGGAUUUAAUGAUUGUUUCUUGGGUCUCUUGCGCGUGGACGCCUCUCUCGAUGGCCCCUCGCCGCGAGAUCUCACUGACUUCUUUAAUGCGAUGCUGCCUGAGAAGAGUUUUAAGCCCUACCACUCGAAGACAGUUCCUCGAUCUGCAAAUCUUGAGGCGGCUUCUCAGGCUCCCCAUGCACCUGUGACGACUCUGAUGCUGAGAAAUAUUCCCAACAAGUUCACGCAAAAUUCCUUGAUGCAGGAGAUCAGUGAACGUGGCUUUCAGGGCACCUACGACUUCUUUUACCUCCCCAUGGACGUGCACAACAGAAGCAAUGUUGCCUAUGCCUUCUUGAACUUCCUCUCCCCUGAAGAGGCCGAGAGAUUCCGAAGUGAAUUUCAUGGUCGGCAAUUUCAAAGAUUCAGGAGUCGCAAGGUAGCGGCUGUGUCCAACGCUCAUCUACAAGGCCUGCAAGCCAACCUGCAGCAUUUCGAGCACAGAGUCGUUAUGCUGUCAAGGAAUGACCAGUAUCGACCCAUUGUCUUCCGUAAUGGCCGUCGAGUCAAAUUCGAGGACGCUCUUCAAGAGGCGAGAGAGCUUGGAUCGAGCGUUGAAGGCACGAGAUGUGCAGACAACGUGAGGUCCGGUCAAGCACAGCAACAUCGUCCAUUGCGACAUCCGUAG
Symbiodinium pilosum is the source of this 1479-nucleotide messenger RNA. The record is from the annotation of a GenBank genome assembly. NCBI's taxonomy places the organism in Eukaryota, Dinophyceae, Suessiales, Symbiodiniaceae.